AUGACAGAGCUGUCCCUAAUGUCCAAUACCACCUUCCCCUGCCCAGCUUCCUUCCUGCUAACAGGCAUCCCAGGGCUGGGCACCAUGCAUGCCUGGCUCUCCUUGCCCUUUGGCUCCAUGUACCUCCUAGCUCUGCUCGGCAAUGCAGCUCUGCUGGCUGUGGUGAAGGCAGAUACUACUCUGCAUCAGCCCAUGUUUCUCCUCCUGGCCACUCUGGCUGCCACUGACCUGGGCCUGGCCUCCUCUGCGGCCCCAGGGCUGCUAGCCAUCCUGUGGCUUGGGCCCCGGCCCAUCCCCUAUGCUGCUUGCCUGGCCCAAAUGUUCUUUGUCCAUGCCCUGACUGCCAUGGAAUCAGGUGUCUUACUAGCCAUGGCCUGUGACCGUGCGGUGGCCGUGGGGAACCCACUACGCUAUCCAACCCUGGUCACAAGUACCCGUGUGGGUUGGGUAGCUGCGGCAUUAGGGUUGCGGGCUGUGGCCAUUGUGGUGCCCUUCCCAUUGCUGGUGGCCCGAUUCAAGCAUUUCCGGAUGAGGGCCGUGGCCCAUGCUUACUGUGAACAUAUGGCAGUGGUAGAACUGGUAGCUGGCAAUACAAGGGCCAACAACCUGUAUGGGCUGGCACUAUCUCUGGCAGUAUCGGGUGUAGAUGUAAUGGGCAUUGCAGGCUCUUACAUUCUCAUUGCUCACACUGUGCUGAGGCUGCCCACCCACGAGGCCCGGGCCAAGGCUUUUGGUACCUGCAGCUCUCACAUCUGUGUCAUCCUGGCCUUCUACGUGCCCGGCCUCUUCUCCUACCUCACACACAGAUUCGGCCGCAGAACCGUCCCCCUCCCAGUGCACAUUCUACUCUCAAACAUCUACUUGCUGCUGCCCCCAUCCCUCAACCCACUCAUCUACGGUGCCCGCACCAAACAGAUCCGGGAGAGGCUCUUCUCAUUCUUCACACCCUGGAAGGGUCAGCUUUGA
This is a messenger RNA of Vombatus ursinus (common wombat), 966 nucleotides long. Its product is annotated as olfactory receptor 52W1. The record is from RefSeq and is a predicted model, not a curated record. The transcript has a single exon. Gene Ontology annotation, cellular component: membrane. Gene Ontology annotation, biological process: G protein-coupled receptor signaling pathway. Gene Ontology annotation, molecular function: olfactory receptor activity. NCBI's taxonomy places the organism in Eukaryota, Metazoa, Chordata, Mammalia, Diprotodontia, Vombatidae. The coding region runs from base 1 to 966 and encodes 321 amino acids.